This is a messenger RNA of Williopsis jadinii, 922 nucleotides long. Its product is annotated as SUN-domain-containing protein. The transcript has a single exon. Gene Ontology annotation, cellular component: cell surface; fungal-type cell wall. Gene Ontology annotation, biological process: fungal-type cell wall organization. NCBI's taxonomy places the organism in Eukaryota, Fungi, Ascomycota, Saccharomycetes, Phaffomycetales, Wickerhamomycetaceae. The record is from RefSeq and is a predicted model, not a curated record. Bases 21 to 587 code for a protein of 188 amino acids.
CAAACCAACCAUCUAACGGCAUGUCCGUUGGUGGAUUGUACUGUAAGAACGGUUACUUGUACAGAUCCAACUCCGCCAAGUCUAAAUUGUGUGAGUGGGGUGUUGACUCCUCUUACGCUGUUAACAACGUUGAAAAGGAGGUUGCCCUUUGUCGUACCGACUACCCAGGUUCUGAGAACAUGAACGUUCCAACCCUUGUCUCACCAGGUUCCAAGAAGCCAAUCUCUGUUGUCGACUCUGAUACCUACUUCCAAUGGAAUGGUGCUAAGACCUCUACCCAAUACUACGUCAACGACCAAGGUGUCUCUGUUGAAGAUGGUUGUAUUUGGGGUACCGAUGGCUCUGGUGUCGGUAACUGGGCCCCAGUUGUCUUGGGUGCUGGUUACACAGGCGGUAUCACUUACUUGUCCAUCAUUCCAAACCCAAACAACAAAAACGCUCCAAACUACAACCUCAAGAUCGAAGCCACAAGUGGAUCUUCUGUUAACGGUGCUUGUGCUUAUAUCGAUGGCUCAUACUCUGGAUCAAACUCCGAUGGUUGUACCGUUUCUGUCACCUCUGGUUCUGCAAACUUCGUCUUUUACUGAUCCACUCUUGGACGUCUGAUAUUGCAUGCUACAUUAUUUUAUACCAUUUCUUUGACGGGCCCAACUUUCAUUCGCUUCCAUAAAAACUCUUGGGUGUCCUGUGUCGACCUGUGUGACUGUUUUAUACACGUGUGCCAUCUCGCUUCUCAUCAUUUUCUUUUCUUUCUAAAGAGGAAAACAACAGAUCGAGGAGAGCUACGACGUGUUUCCCAAUCUCAUGCUUUUGGCACCGCUUUGGACUUAUAACCUUCCUCACAGACACAGUAUACACGCAAAGAGCUCGAUUUCUUUUUUUUUUUGCUUUUCUUUUGAUCUCUCCUGCUAUUCCUUUGGCU